AUGGAUAUCGAGCCUACUUUCAAAGGGUACAUUGAAGAUGAGGAUGACGCUUUGCUUAUUCUCCAGGCGACUUUGGACGGCAAGUUAAAGCAUAUACCAAGAAGGCCUUAUGAAAUAGAAAGACCUUAUUUGAUCGUAUCUGGUAGCAUAUUCGUUUUCAUUGAAGAGAUAUCGGGCAUCAAGAGAUGGACUGAUGGUGUUUCUUGGUCUCCAUCAAGGAUAUCAGGCAAAUUUCUAAUAUACAAAGAACUCGACAAGGAAAACGCAAGCUCUAAUGCUAAUGCUACUUCUAGUGGUAGUACUGACUCCACUGUCAUUCCGGAUGGAACUUCUGGUGCAAGGACUAAUCCCUCUUCGUCGAAAAUCAAGCUACCUCCUUUGAAGAAUCAUCAGUUCGAUUUACCGCCCACUAUGAGUCAUUCAAGUUUUGAAUCAGAGCAAGAUACCUCCAUUUCUCCAUCAAAUCGUUCGAACUUACCAUUGAAAUAUACUGGUCUGGUGAAGAAGACAAUAUCUGUGAAGCUGAAGAGACCUCCAUUUAACUCCAUUGAAAAUCUACAUAUUGUCUCCUAUUAUUCUGUAAAAGAUAUAAAACAAAACUGUUUAGUGACUCCUAAAGCUUCUCCUUUUUUGAAAGAUGUUAGACCUUCACAGGAACUAAUUGUCGCGAUGGAAAACACAACUUUAGGUAAUGUGAAAAAUAACUCCACUACCAACGGAAACGGUUCUAAUAAUAUAAACAAUAAAAGCAACUCUUCAACUCCUCUAAAUACUGUUAUUUCCACAAAUAACAAUAGUGCUAAUAUAAAUGCUGCUGGCAGUAAUCAAUUUACUAGUGCAAACAAAAAUUAUUAUUAUAAAAAUGAUGAAAGCUCUGGAUACCCGAUCACUCAAUUUGCUCCUGCAUUGCCAUCGACAACUUUGAUGUAUACAGCAAAUCCGCCUUAUAUCACACAAUCUCCUGAUAAUACUAACACUACUGGUAUGAAUACUCAUGCUAAUAAUAACAAUAAUAAUAGUAAUAACAGUAGCAAUAAUAAUAAUAAUAAUAAUAUUAAUAAUGUUAAUAAUAAUACAGGAAAUGGUAACAAUCCAAAUAGAUUCCACAAUGCCUCCUUUGCUUAUAACACUACUGGUGACUUCAUUAAUCCGCAACAACAAGGACAAAUUUCUUAUCCAUUUUACUAUACAACAAUUCCGAUAAACAAUCCCAACUAUUAUACCACACAACCUCCAAAUCCUGUAGCAAACGCUUCAACGAACGAGAAUCAAAGUUAUUCCACCUCUUCAACGCAGCACCCUUAUUAUGGCCAUUCUACCGAAAGCCAAUCAGCAUCAGCAACCACAGGCGCUACUGGCGCUCCUGGUACAACCGAAAACGUGCUUCCUGUAUCCAGUAUGCAGCCGCUACUCCAUCAGGCCAAUAAUAAUAGUACAAGUUCUGCUUCCUCUACAGCUCCUUAUCCGGUGUAUUCUAUGAAUGUUAAUGUUCCUUACUACAACUCUUCUGGUUCUGCAUACAAGAGAGCACAAGACAAUACUACCUCUAAUACAAAUACAGAACCCUCUGGCGCUACAAGUACGAACUCAGGCACAAUGCUAUCAAAUCCUGCAUACGCUAAUUCUCAACAAUACACUCCAUCACAGGUGUACUACCAAGGAUUCCCACAAUAUGCCAUGGCAAGUGCUCAAAAUUCAUCCAUGUAUCAACACCAACACCAACAUCCUUUGCCCACAGUGUAUCCAAUAACAACGCCUCAACAAAAUAUAAUGAACUCUAGCCACGCUUUGAACACUAUUGGAUCCGACCCUCAACAUCACCACUAUCAGCAAGAACCCAACGACCACAAAAACUUCGCCAUGGGGCAUGCGAAUAACAAUAUCUUAAACAUCACUAAUAAUGAUACGAUGAACAACCUCAAUACAAACACUUCAACUACUACACAAUAA
Molecule: messenger RNA, 1950 nt
Organism: Saccharomyces paradoxus
Lineage: Eukaryota; Fungi; Ascomycota; Saccharomycetes; Saccharomycetales; Saccharomycetaceae
Gene: MIT1
Product: Mit1p
Exons: 1
Coding region: 1-1950 (649 amino acids)
Molecular function (GO): DNA binding
Source: RefSeq, a predicted model, not a curated record